Messenger RNA from Bathycoccus prasinos, 2094 nucleotides. RefSeq lists its product with no specific name. The coding region runs from base 1 to 2094 and encodes 697 amino acids. Gene Ontology annotation, molecular function: ATP binding; metalloendopeptidase activity; ATP-dependent peptidase activity. Gene Ontology annotation, cellular component: membrane; chloroplast thylakoid. Gene Ontology annotation, biological process: proteolysis. The transcript has 2 exons. The record is from RefSeq and is a predicted model, not a curated record. NCBI's taxonomy places the organism in Eukaryota, Viridiplantae, Chlorophyta, Mamiellophyceae, Mamiellales, Bathycoccaceae.
AUGAGUUCCUCCUCCGCGUUAUCGUCCGUGGCGCGCAUCGCGCAGUUGCCCGCACAGAAGAAAUCGACGAGUUUUAAAAGUCGUCGAUCUUCAUUUGUCAGAGCGGCGAAAAGAGAAGAGGCUUCCGAAGAGGUCUCCAACUCUCGCAGAGACGUGCUCAAGAACGCGCUCGGCGUCUCCGCCGCGUUUGCCGCUUUGGGUGCCAAUGGCCAAGCCAACGCUGCGGACGACCAAGGCGUCGCGUCGUCGAGAAUGUCCUACUCUCGAUUUUUGGAAUACUUGGACAUGGGCCGAGUCAAGAAGGUUGAUUUGUACGCCAACGGUACGAUCGCGAUCGUGGAAGCGGUUUCGCCGGAAUUGGGCAACAGAGUGCAAAGAGUCAGAGUGCAAUUGCCAGGCACCUCCGGCGAGCUUUUGCAAAAAUUCAGAGAAAAGAAUGUCGACUUUGCGGCGCACAGCGAGUCCGAAGAUACCGGUGGCGUCUUCUUGAACUUGUUGGGUAACUUGGCGUUUCCUUUGUUGCUCGUUGGCGGUUUGUUUCUGCUCACCAGACGAUCCGGUGGCGCCGGCGGCGGACCGGGCAUGCCGGGAGGCAUGGGCGGCAACAACCCGAUGGCGUUUGGUAAAUCCAAAGCCAAGUUUCAAAUGGAGCCGAACACGGGCGUCACGUUCGAUGACGUUGCCGGUGUCGACGAAGCCAAGCAAGAUUUCAUGGAGGUUGUCGAGUUUUUGAAGAAACCGGAACGAUUCACCGCCGUCGGCGCGAAGAUCCCGAAGGGCGUUUUGCUGGUCGGUCCGCCGGGUACCGGUAAGACUUUGCUCGCCAAAGCGAUCGCCGGUGAAGCCGGUGUUCCAUUCUUUUCCAUCUCCGGUUCCGAGUUUGUUGAAAUGUUCGUCGGUGUUGGUGCGUCCAGAGUGAGAGAUUUGUUCAAGAAGGCGAAGGAGAACGCGCCGUGCAUCGUUUUCGUCGAUGAAAUCGAUGCCGUCGGUCGAUCCAGAGGUACCGGCGUUGGUGGCGGUAAUGACGAAAGAGAGCAAACGUUGAACCAGCUGUUGACGGAAAUGGAUGGUUUCGAAGGUAACACUGGCGUCAUUGUCGUUGCGGCGACGAACAGAGCGGACAUUCUUGAUCCGGCGUUGUUGCGUCCGGGACGUUUCGACAGACAAGUCUCUGUGGACAACCCCGACUUGAAGGGCAGAAUUGAAAUCUUGAAAGUGCACGCGAAAAACAAGAGAUUCGAAGGUGAAGUUGACAUCGAAACCAUCGCCAAGAGAACCCCGGGCUUCUCUGGUGCGGAUUUGUCCAACUUGUUGAACGAAGCGGCCAUCUUGACUGGUCGAAGAAACAAGGACUCCAUCACUUUACUCGAAAUCGAUGACUCCGUCGAUAGAAUCGUCGCCGGUAUGGAAGGUACUCGAUUAACGGACGGUAAAGCGAAGACUUUGGUCGCGUACCACGAAGUUGGCCACGCCAUCUGCGGUACCUUGCAAGCCGGUCACGACCCGGUUCAAAAAGUCACCAUCGUCCCGAGAGGCCAAGCCAAGGGUUUGACCUGGUUCAUCCCGGGCGAAGACCCGAGUUUAAUUUCCAAACAACAAAUCUUCGCGAGAGUUGUCGGUGCGUUGGGAGGCAGAGCCGCGGAAGAGAUUGUCUUUGGCGAAGCUGAAGUCACCACGGGCGCCGGCGGUGACUUGCAACAAGUCUCCUCGAUGGCGAAACAAAUGGUCACCGCGUUUGGCAUGUCCGAUGUCGGACCGUGGGCGGUCCAAGACCAACAAUCUGGCGACAUGAUCAUGAGAAUGAUGGCUAAGAACUCAAUGUCUGAAAAAUUACAGAACGACAUCGACGUCGCGGUGAAGAGAAUCGCGGACGAGGCGUACGUCAUGGCGCUCAAGCACAUCUCGGAUAACAGAGAAGCGUUGGACGAAAUCGUUGAGGAGCUUUUGGAGGUAGAAACUAUGGACGGUGCUCGAUUCCGCGAAAUAUUAGCUAAAUACGCGACCAUCCCGGAAGAGAACAUCCCGAAGAAGGUUGAAAUGUGGGCCAACCCGAGACUCCAAAACGCCAUCGACGGCAGUGAGUUCAAGAACUAA